AUGUCGACAGUUUGCCUUUCAGCUGGUGAUAUUUAUAUUCCAAUUCAAAUUCAGGAAAGCGAUAUUUAUGGUGGGAUAAACCUACUUCUAAAAAACCUAAGACCUACAUGGCCUUUAGAAAACGUAAAAUUCAAGGUUUUCACGGAUGGAAUAACUAAUAAAUUAGUUUGUUGUCAAUUAAGUACUUCACACAAUGAAAAUGACAUAGUCCUCGUCCGGAUUUAUGGAAAUAAAACAGAUUUACUAAUUGAUAGAAAAGCUGAAGUCCGAAAUAUAAAAACUCUUAGCGCUCUCGGUUUAGCUCCAAAAUUAUAUGCUGUAUUUGAAAAUGGAUUAAUUUAUCAGUACUUCCCUGGAGACACUUUAAACAUUGAAACAGUACUUGAUAUAAAAAUAUGGCCUCUUGUGGCCAAGCAAAUGGCAAAAAUGCAUAGAGUUGAACUUGGAAAAGAGGUACAAAAAGACCCAAUGGUAUGGGAUAAAAUUGAACAAUUCCUAAGUUUGUUGCCAGAGAAAUUCUCUACAGAAGUCAAACACCAUAGAUUUGUGAGUAGCUUUGGGUCAGUAACUAAGCUAAGGAUUGAAUUUGAGCGUCUAAAGUCUCAUCUAAUCAAAACGGAGAGCCCAAUAGUGUUUGCUCACAAUGAUUUGCUUCUAGGAAACGUUAUCUUCAACAAAGAUGAAGGGACCAUCUCUUUCAUAGACUAUGAAUAUGCCAGUUACAAUUAUCAGGCGUUCGAUAUAGCUAAUCAUUUCAACGAAUUUGUCGGAUUAUCAAUUGAAGACAUUGAUUACCAAAGAUAUCCGAGUAAAGACUUUCAACUUGCUUGGAUUAAAGUAUAUUUGUCGGAAUAUUUAGGAACAAUGACGCCUGACGCUAAAAGCGUAGAUACAGUUUAUGAAGAAGUACAAAAACUUUCGUUAGCUUCACAUUUUCUUUGGGGUAUAUGGUCACUAGUGCAAUUUGAACAUUCUGAUAUUGAUUUCGAUUUCGGAAGGUAUGCAGAAAUACGUUUACAGCGAUAUUAUCAAACAAAAAAUGAUAUUUUAAGUGUAUGUACUUAAUUAAUUAAUAAUAAUAAUAAAAUGGACAUUUACUUGUAAAAGUACU
Bombyx mandarina (wild silkworm) is the source of this 1111-nucleotide messenger RNA. It is a transcript of the gene eas, whose product is annotated as ethanolamine kinase 1. The record is from RefSeq and is a predicted model, not a curated record. Gene Ontology annotation, molecular function: ethanolamine kinase activity. Gene Ontology annotation, biological process: phosphatidylethanolamine biosynthetic process. Lineage: Eukaryota; Metazoa; Arthropoda; Insecta; Lepidoptera; Bombycidae. Gene Ontology annotation, cellular component: cytoplasm.